AUGCCGAGCCAAUCCCGGGGGCGGCACGUCGCCUCGCCGUCCGCCGCCCCCUCCCGCGCGGGCGGGCGCGCGGACGCGCAGUGGGACGCGCACUGGGACCCGCCGGCGUUCCGCCGCUGGCUGGUGGGCUUCGCGGCGGUGCGCUUCGACCUGGAGCAGGGCCAGCUGGUGGAGGCGCUGUUCCCCGCGGGCGCGCUGAGCGCGGAGGAGGAGGCGGACGUGGCGUUCUCGUCGUUCCCCGACUCCAUGUCCGCCGUGCACUCGCGCGCCUCGCUCUACGACUGCCUCUUCUUCUUCCGCAUCCGCCGCCGCGGCGUUCCGCCUGCCCUCGCCGCCACGAGCGCCGGAGGCGCCGGCGGGGUUGAUAACGGCGCGGGUGGCAGCGGCGACGGCGCGGCGGAGGGGGCUGGGCGGAGUGCGCUCGCCGCGCAAUCUCCGCUGCUGCAGCGGCAGCACGCGCACGCUAGUGUCGGCCGGGGGGCAGCAGGGGGAGCAGCCGCGCGGGCGACCAGUCGGGCGGAGCGGUCCGCCGCGUCCUCGCGGAGGCAGUCCGCCAGCCCGCCGCGGUGGGACCCGGGAACCAAUCGCGCGACGACACCUGGCACGACGCCGCGGCGAGGCAUCAGCGUGGGGUACGGCGGGGGCCCGGGGGGGGCGAUGGCGGAGAGCAUCAGCGCGCCCGCCUCGUCGCUCACCAGCCCCACGGGGCUCGCCGCCGCCGCCUCCCCCUUCGCGCGCCUCGACAGAUGCGCCACUGAGCCGCUCGCGGGCGGCGAGGCGGGGGACGAGGCGGAGGUGCAGUGGCGCGCGCAGGCGCAGGCCGGCGCGCUGAGACACUCCGCCAGCGCGCGGGGGAGCGCGGGGGAACGAGAGGAGGAAGCGGCGGUGGGCAGAUCCGCGUCCAUGGGGGCGGGGAGGCGCGCCAUGCCCGCGCACAGCCAAGACGACGACGACAGAGGGGGGCACGGGGGGUCCGGGGGGGCAGCAGCAGCAGGGGGCGCGGGGAGGGGCGGGGCGCGGUACGUGUACGGGUUUGUGUUCAACCGGCAGCGGCACGACGCGCGGCUGCCGCGGGGCGGCGAGCAGAAGUCGGUGGUGGUGCUCUCCGAGCGCCCCUUCUCCGCCGCCUUCCGCCGCCUCGCCCAGGUCGUCGGCCCGCUCUACUUCGACCGCGGCCCAAUCGCCUUCGUCCAGGUGGCCGCCUGGGUCUCGCUCUGGCCCGCGCCCUACCAGCCCAGCGUGGCGGGCGGUGGGGGCGUGGGCGGGGCGGCGGGGGCGGGCGGCGUGAUGGAGCUGGCGGUGGGGCCGCGCACGUCCCUGCGCGUGCAGCUGCCGCCCGCCCACACGCUGCCGCCCGCCUCGCACUCCGCGCUGGACGACUUCACGGCCGCCAUGGCGCCCGCCCCCCUCUCCACCUCCGCGCCCCAGGCACAGCACCACGGGCAGCACAGCAUAGCCCGCAUCCCCCCCCACACACACCACUUCACUUCACCUCCCCGUACUCGUCACCGCACACCCUCCACUCACCAUCCUCCUCACCCCGCUGUUCAUCCACCCUCCUUACCCCCCCAUGGCCCCCCUCGUCUGCAUGACAUAUUCCACCAUCCCUCACCCUCCACACUGCCCUCUUGCUCCCCCCUCCUCCCACUCUUCUUUCUCCCGCUCCUGGACCCACGCCCCCAUUCACCUUCCCCACUACCACCCACCAUCGCCCCUCCAUUCCACGUUAUUUACCUACCACCCAAGUCCCCUGUUGCACCGGCCCCCUCCCCCCUCCCCCAGGGCAUAUUCCACGACGCGGACGUGUUUGGCGUGCUGAGGGGCGUGGCGGCGCAGCUGUGGGUGCUGUGGGAGCUGCUGCUCUUAGGCGAGCCGCUGCUGGUGAUCGCCCCCACGCCCGCGCAGUGCUCCGAGGCCGUGGCGGCCCUCGUGGGGCUCAUCGCCCCCCUGCCGUGCUCGGUGGACUUCCGCCCCUACUUCACCAUCCACGACCCCGACUUCCCCGCGCUCAACGCGCUCAGGGACGGCGACCCGCUGCCCGCCGUGCUGCUGGGCGUCACCAACCUCUUCUUCCUCAAAGCGUUGAAGCACCUGCCGCAUGUGCUGUCGGUGGGCCGCCCUCCGCACGGCGGGCAGGGCGUGGCGGGGGCGGCGCGGUACGGCGUGGGGGCGGGCGGCAGCUUGCAGCCCAACGGGCAGGUGGCGCUGAGGGACAGCGCGGGGCGCCUGCCACACCAGCACCAGUCGCCGCUGCGACGCCUCGCCACUGGCGGGCUGCUCAGCAUGCUGGCGGCGGGCAGCAAGGGGUUGGCGCGGAUGAGGGGGGAGGGGCCGCUGUCGCUGAUGGGGGAGCACAGGGAGGCGCUGUGGACCAACCACGUGCCGGCAGUCAAGCCCGACACCGCCGUGCUCAACCGCCUUCUCGACGCCUCCACCACUCUGCACCCCUCCGCAUCCUCCCGCUCCCACCGUAGCGGCUCCGCUGUCACGAACGCUGCUGCCUCGGCUGCCCCCGCUGACGCCACCUCGCUCGCCUCUUCUGCCGCCGCUGCUGCUGCAGGGGCGGCAGCAGGAGGGGGAGCGGGCGGCCGCCCUGCAUCGGCGUCCGCCCCGCCCUCCACGGCGUCGUCUCUCUUCAGCCUGCCCGGCGCCGUGGCCGGCUCGCUGCUGGCGGGCGUCACCGGCAUGCCCGCGCUGGACGAUGCUGCAGACGGCGGCUCGGGGGGCGCAGCAGGGGGAGUGGGGGGGCGGGGGGCAGCGGGGGUGAGUGGGGAGACGGUGGCGAUGGUGAACAACGAGGCGUGGAGGCGGGCGGGCGAGUCCCCAGCAGUUAGUAAGCUGAGGGGCGACCUGCGAGUGCUGUGGGCGCACAUGCCGCCCGCCUCGCAGCGCCUGCUGCUCCUCUCCCCCGCCCACGCCGCCUCCCUCCACCUGCCGCCCUCCGCCGCCCCCCAUGAUGCCGCGCGGGGCUCGUUGGCGGUGUCUGGGAGUGGUGAGUCGGGAGAGGGCCGGUGGGGGCAGCGGGCGAGUGAGGGCGCGGGGACUGGCAGGGAGGGGGCGAGUGGAGGGGGGGCGGCACAAGGAGCAGCGGCAGCGGCAGGGGGGAGGGGAGGGGGGUGGGCUGGUUGGCUGUUUGGGAGGAGGAACGUGGAGAGCACGGGGAGUGGGAGCGGUGCGGGGGAGAGGCAGGUGACAGCAAGCAGUGAUGCGAGGGGGGGAGAGGAGGCAGCAGAGGCAGGGCGGGGAGGGCCAGCCGAGACACCUGGGGCUGCUGUGCCUGGUUCUGCUUCUGCUGGCGUGGACCAGGGCGUCGCCUCAGGUGAUCUUUCAGGUGAUUCUUCCGGGGUUGUGGGCAGCAGUGGGGAGCAGAGCGGGACAGUGGAGAUGGUGGAGGCAGCGCAGCACCUCUCAGCGCUCGUGGCCAAUCUCAGCCUGCCACCUGUCAUCGCCCUCAACGGCGAGUCACACCCCUCGUCCAACCCUGGCAAGGCCUGGUCUGAAGCGUCCAGCCCUCCCCGAGGCUCCUCUGCAGGCUUGGGCCGAACCUCAAGCGGUGCUUCUCCACGAACAGCGGGGAUAGGGUGGGGCACAGACAUGUGGGACGGCAGCAGCGGCAGCUUAACCAGCAGCAGCGCGCGCAGCAGCACGCCGGCCCACCGUGCCACCACCACCCCCAGCAGCAGCGCCAUGGGCAGCAGCACAGGGCACGUGGCGAGUGCGCGCUUCGCGGUGUCCCCCGUGGUGCCGUUUGGCCGCCGCCCCGGCCUCUCCGUGGGGCGCACACCGCCACGCCUGUCGUCCUCCGCGCCCGGCACGCCCCUCCACCCCGCCCCAGGAGGGGCCUUCCUGCACGCGCGCCCCACCCCUGCUCAGGCCACCGCCCCGCACCAAGGGGCGAGGCACACGGCCGGGGGAGAUGCACGGGGGCUCAGCGGCGAGCGGUUGAGUGCGUGUGCGAGUGCGAGGGAGGAGGUGGGGGGCGGAGGCAUGGGGGAGAUGGAGGGCGGGGGGGAGGGCGGGGGGGUGAGGGUGGCACGCACGGCCACAGAGCCCGUGCUGCCCUCGUCCUUCCAUUCCCUCGCUUGA
Molecule: messenger RNA, 4086 nt
Organism: Closterium sp. Yama58-4
Lineage: Eukaryota; Viridiplantae; Streptophyta; Zygnematophyceae; Desmidiales; Closteriaceae
Source: the annotation of a GenBank genome assembly